This is a messenger RNA of Cyprinodon variegatus (sheepshead minnow), 3853 nucleotides long. RefSeq names its product rhophilin, Rho GTPase binding protein 2 (gene rhpn2). Lineage: Eukaryota; Metazoa; Chordata; Actinopteri; Cyprinodontiformes; Cyprinodontidae. The transcript is spliced from 15 exons. The record is from RefSeq and is a predicted model, not a curated record. Gene Ontology annotation, biological process: signal transduction; negative regulation of stress fiber assembly. Bases 158 to 2218 code for a protein of 686 amino acids. Gene Ontology annotation, molecular function: protein binding.
GCUGCUGGGAGGAGAGGAGGACAGAGCAACAGGAGCACCGCAGGAGCAGCUAGGAGAUCACCUGUUCUACAGCUUUCCUCUUCACCUCACCUUUAUUCCCAGUUUAUUUGAGCUUCUUCCUUUUUUAGUGGUUUAAUUUUUACACUUCGCCUUUAGAAUGACGGACACACUUUUACCGAACGGCAUUGAAGACAGCGGAGGAGAUGCGAAAUAUUUCAAAAGGGGCUGCAACCCCCUUGCACAGACCGGACGCAGCAAACUGCAGAACACGCGAGCCGGUCUGAACCAGCAGAUCAUCAAACAGAUGAGGAUGAGGGCCGGAGCUGAGAAUCUGCUGAAGGCUACAAACAACAACAAGGUUAAGGAGAUGGUUCUUCUGGAGCUGAGCUACGUUAACUCCAACCUGCAGCUACUGAUGGGCCAACUGGAAGGACUCAACAGCUCAGUGGAUGUCUACCAGAGCUCCCAAGAAACUGCUCACAUUCCCCUCAUCGCUUUGGGUCUGAAGGAGACUAAAGAAGUCGACUUCUCUGCUCCAUUCAAGGACUACAUCCUGGAGCACUACAAUGAAGACGGGCGAAGUUUCGAGGAGGAGAUUGCAGAUCUGAUGGACCUGCGGCAGGCCUGCAGAACGCCAAGCAGGAAUGACGCUGGGGUGGAGCUGCUCGCAAAAUACUACGGUCAUCUUCCCCUAAUAGAGAACAGAUUCUUCUCCCCGACCCGCCAGACCGGCAUCUUCUUCACCUGGUACGACUCCUUCACAGGCGUUCCCGUAUGCCAACAGAACCUGUCUUUAGAGAAAGCCAGCGUGGUCUUCAACAUUGCAGCGCUGUACUCCCAGAUCGGGACGCGCAGUAACCGGCAGAAAGCAGCGGGCUUGGAGGAGGCCAUCUCCGCUUUCCAAAAAGCUGCAGGCAUGCUGAACCACCUUAAGGAAACCUUCACCCACACGCCCAGCUACGACAUGAGCCCAGCAAUGGUGAGCAUGCUGAUUCGCCUGAUGCUUGCUCAAGCGCAGGAGUGCAUCUUUGAGAAGAUCGCACUUCCGGGGAUCAUGAACCAGUUCAACUCCCUGAUUAAAAUGGCUCAGGAGGCUGCAAAGGUCUCAGAAAUCUACGAUCAGGUCCAUCAGUCUAUGAUCCAGAUGCCGAUCAAAGACAACGUGCCGUUCUUCUGGUCAACCAUGUCCCUGGUCAAAACCAACCACUACCGUGCCAUUGCACAUCACUUCAUGGCCUCAGCACUGCUGGAUCAUGAGCUGGGCCCCAACGAUGACGAGGAUCAGCAGGAGAAGACCUUAUCUCAGGUGUACGAUCAGCUCCCCGAGGGAUGCUCCCCACUCGACAUCCUGAAGGACAAAGAUGAACGUGAACGUAUCGGUAAAGCUCAUAUGCGUCGUGCCAUCGCCAGUCACGAAGAGGCUCUAAGGAAUCACGGUCUGUGCCAGCAACAGGACAAACACGACGUCCUGCAGGAAAUUUUAAAAGCCAGCCACCAGCGCUCUCUCAACAAGUACACGGACUUUGAAAGCGAGGAAGAGUUUGCGGACUACAUCGAAGCUCCAGACAUCAUCUCUAAAACGGAGCAUAAAGCAGAAAUGGAGCUUCCCGCUUCUACAAAGGUGAAAGUCAUCGACUUUUUCCAAAGGCUGGGCCCUUUGUCAGUCUUCUCAGCCAAGCAGAAGUGGACUCCCCCGAGGAAGAUCCUUGUGUGUGCAGAGGACAGAGAUCUGGGUUUCACUCUGAAAGGAGAAGCACCGGUUCAGGUGGUGUCGUUGGACCCUCUCAGCAAAGCGGCUGCCGAUGGACUGAAGGAGGGCGACUACAUCGUAGCGGUGGGCGACAGAGACACCAAAUGGAUGGGUGUGAGUGACAUGAUGCGACUUCUGAAAGACGUGGACGAAGAGGGGAUUGAAAUCCAGGUGGUCAGCAUGAUCGACAACAGCCCCACUAUGCCAACCAAGAGCGCCACCUUCAGUGGAAACCUGCCCAAGACCUACUCCAUGAUCUGCCUGGCGUAUAACGACGAUGACAAGGCUUCCAAAUCCCGCAAGGUGGCCAAGAAGUCCUCAUUCCUCAGCUGGGGUCUGAAGAACAAGACGAAGAGCGCCAGCACCUUGAGCCUGCCUACAUCCGACCAGACGGGCACUCUGCCCUGGAACAAACCCAUCCCCACCUUCCCCAGCUCCAGCUCCUACAACGACACCUCCUUCCACUGAGCUCGGCCUUCAGCGACACGCAGCGCUGCGCUGGUCACCUACUGGUUGUGUUUUGAUACAGCGCUGUUGCUUUUGGUUUUUUGCACCAGCAUCCCCACGCAUUAAAAACAACUGUGCCAAAAUACAUCAAACUAAUAAUGGAUCAUUAUGCAUAACACCAGAAUGUUUGCAGCACAGUACGACUAUGAACGGUUGCUACUAUAAAAAGUUUGAGCGCAGCAAUGCCUGUCGCUUUGCAAGGCGGUGGUUUUAUUGUGGACGAAGAGAUCCGCAUCAUCACUGCAGACAUGAAGGACCUCGUUACAAAAAUAUUAAACAAAAUGAUCACAGAGGGAAAACAAAAAGUGCUGUGAAGCUUCUCUGAUGUCGAGGAAGAUUUUUUUUUUAGAAUGCAAUACCCAAUAAGCUGCUAAAUCACACCUUGGUUUGUGUUACUGUCCUUUUGUAUUUGAGAGACAGCCUCUGAAGUUGGUGUUGGAGCUCCGUGCCAUGUCAGGAACACGGUGUAAAUAGAAAUACACGUUUUGUUUUGUUUUGUUUCCUGUUUUACUGGACGCCUCCAUUGUUCCAGGAGGAGUCAUUUUCGGGUGGGUUUGACGUUACCCACCUGGGCUCUGCGUCUUUAUCAAUGUGAAUCUGUCUGUUUUAAGAGAAGGGAAGAAUGCGGUACCACUGAUGUUCACGAUGCACACACAGCCGGCCGAGGCUGGCCCAGAUCAAAGCUUUUCCCCCGUCUUUCCACACAUGCCUUAAUGUUAGCUAGAACUCACGUUUUACUGACACUCUGCAGUGUCGGACUAUCUCUUUAUCUACAAAGUAGAUUCUUAUAUUCAUUUGAUAAUCAAAUUAUUUAUGUUGUUAAAAAAAGCACAAAAAGAUAUAUUUACCUUUUUAAGUUUAGUUCUAAAUUGUCGUUGGUGGAUCUCUGUCUCUUUGAGGAAUGUAUUUUAUUAGCUUUGGUAAAUUUGUGUUUCUACCUUUCUCUGUAAAAAAUGUAAAUGUUUUUAAACUGAUAUGUAAUAUUCGGUACUGUCUCUGUUUACCUAACACUGUUUUUAAGUGCCUGUUAUACUAAACAUGAAGUAAAAUGUCACGUUAUUGCAGAGGACUGUGCAGCAACUGCUCCAUGUUUUAGAGGGAUAUAUUAGCUUUUCGCUAACACCGCAGUGCCUGGUGAUGCAUAGUGCCUUUCUGUGAACGCAGACGUCUCCUCGUCCUGUAAUGCUUUCUGCUCUGCUUGCUCCAUGUUCUGCACUUUGUGCUGCAUAGUUUCUCAUUGUGAAGUCUUUGUCAUGUGUAAGCUCAAAUAAAAUAGAACAAACAAAGGGGCCGAGAUGAAUUUUCUGAAGUAUUUGUCGAGGCUUUUUGUAUCCGGAGUCAACAAUGCGGAGCAGGUGGGAAAUGUCUGGAAUGAAGUCGGACCGACGCAGCCACCCACGCAGCGGUUUGCAGGUCAGGCUGGUACCGCAUGACAUCCUAAUCCAUCAUCACACAGACUGAAACUAACCGGACUGCAGUUUACUCAUCUGAACUUUUUAUGGUCUUAAUGAUUCAUUUCCUCAUUCAUUUUCUCUUUUUAUUGUCUGAUUAAAAUGAUCUAAUAUUGAAUUAAAUACAAAUAAUUAAAAAAAAUCU